AGUUGUAUGUUAACUUUUCGAUGCAGGGAGUCGUUGCGUUUGUGUACGGGAAAACAUCGUCGAUUCAUUGAAUUUUAGCGGUGUGAUUUCAAAUAUAUACAAUACACGAAUAUCGAUAAGGAUUAUAUGUAAAUGUGUUAAAAGUGACAUUUUUUUUAGUGUGAAGUGGAUGAAUUUAUUCUUUGAGUGAAAGAAUUUUGAAAAUGUGUUGUGCUUAGUGGUAAUAUAAUUGGAGAUGGCACAUAUGGAUUUUAUACAUUUUAUUCUACUGGUUUCGUUUACCGCAUAUUCUUCUGUUAAAGGACAAUUUCGAUCUCCACGUAUCACUGAACACCCCUCGGACAUAAUUGUGGCUAAAAAUGAGCCAGUGACCUUAAAUUGCAAAGCCGAAGGUCGACCGGAACCGACCAUAGAAUGGUACAAAGAUGGCGAGCUCGUUAGAACAUCCCCUACUGAUAAUAAAUCGCACAGAGUGCUCUUGCCGGCGGGAUCGUUAUUUUUUCUCAGGACGAUGAACAGUAAAAAAGAACAGGACGCCGGAGUCUAUUGGUGUGUUGCUAGAAAUGUAGCCGGGGUUGCUAACAGCAGAAAUGCAACGUUGCAAGUAGCUGUUCUUCGCGACGAAUUCAAGAUAAUGCCAACAGAUACUCAUGUAGCAGCAGGAGAAACGGCCUUACUUCAAUGUGGUGCUCCAAGAGGUCAUCCGGAACCUACUCUUAUUUGGAAGAAAGACGGUAAAAACUUGGACACAGAUGGUAGAAGAAUCCGAAUAGUAGAUGGAGGGAAUCUCAUGAUAUCUGAUGUGAGACAACACGACGAGGGAAGAUAUCAAUGCGUAGCUCAUAAUUUGGUAGGAUCUAGAGAAACACCUGUGGCAACGUUGAAAGUACAUGUAAAACCCCUAUUUAAUAAGGAACCUCAGGAUAUAGUGGCUUUAACCGGUCAAAAGGUGAUAUUUGAAUGCACAGUCGAAGGGGAUCCGACCCCAAACGUAUUGUGGCGUAGAGAAGAUGGAAAAAUGCCUAUAGGAAGAGCAAGGAUUAUGGAUGACAAAUCUCUGCUUAUCGACAACGUACAAACAAGCGACGAAGGGCUGUACAUUUGCGAUGCCGAGAAUUUAGUUGGAGCAAUAUCUGCCAGAGCGUCUUUGGUUGUCAAUUCUCCCCCGACGUUUGUGGAUCGACCCAAAGAUCAGAAAGUCAGCUUGAAUGGUGUAGUAGAAUUCCAUUGUUCUGCUACUGGAAAUCCUCCACCUUCGGUAUUUUGGAGCAAAGAGGGCUCCCAAAUUUUAAUGUUCUCAGAUAAUUCGAAUGGACAUAUGCACGUUAACGCCCACGGGACCCUAAGGAUCCAAGGUGUUCAAAGAGAAGAUGCCGGAUUUCUUGUUUGUAAUGCUCUUAGUGUAGCUGGAUCAAAUAGUGUCAGAGCAUUCCUUCAGGUAACAUCGGUUGCUGAUUUGCCUCCUCCUAUCAUACAGAUCGGACCAGCUAACCAAACUUUACCUUUGCACAGUAUGGUUACCCUACAUUGUAGAGCAUCAAAUCCAGAGGGCGAUCCGCCUAAAAUUCGCUGGCUAAAAGACGGAGAAACAUUAGUUCCACAUUCAUCACCCAGUAGAUAUAUGUUUAGUGACAAAGGAACGCUAGAUAUUGAUGAUUUGCAAUUUGAUGAUUCCGGACAGUACACGUGUUCUGCAACCUCAGAAAGCGGAGAAAGUUCCUGGUCAGCGUCUCUCAACGUCGUCGAAGGUACAUCGAUACCGUUGCAUCGAAGUCCAGACCCUUCAACUUUCCCGAAAGCUCCUAGCGCUCCAAGAAUUCUAAACUCCACCGAAUCUAGUAUAAGUCUUUCAUGGGAUAGCGAUGAAGAUGAAAAUAGUUUAGUCGGAUACACUGUCGAAUAUUGGAGUCCAGAUUUACAAACCGGCUGGGUGAUAGCAGCACAUCGAAUCCAAAAUCCUUACAUGGUAGUGCACGAGCUGAAACCAGAUAGUUCAUAUGUUUUUAUAGUUAGAGCGGAAAAUGCUCAUGGAUUAUCUCCUGCUAGUCCUGUGUCGAAAAUUGCAAGAACUUUAGCUAACUCACGAGCUCUACCAAGCUCUGAAUUAGAUACCGCUCGAGCAAUUUUGAGUACCAAGCUAAUAGAACUGAAAGAAGCUAAACCGCAAUCAUCUAGUUCUGUUAAACUGAUUUGGAAUUUUUCUGAUAACGAUUACGUAGAAGGUCAUUAUAUUAGGUUUAGAGAACUCUCUGGAGGAUCGCAUAAUUAUAAUAUAUUAACUGUAUUAGAUGUAGAUGCCAAAUCUUAUGUAGUAACAAAUUUGAAAAAAUUCACAAAAUAUGAAUUUUUUAUCUCACCUUUUUAUAAAUCAGUAGAAGGUCAACCUUCAAAUUCUAGAAUAGCUCAAACUUUGGAAGAUGUACCUUCAGCUCCUCCAGAUAGUAUAACUGCAGGUGUUUUUAAUGAAACUGCAGGCUGGGUAAGAUGGUCACCACCGCCGCCACAACAUUGUAACGGCAUAAUAACUGGGUAUAAGAUUCAAAUAAAAGGCAAUAUAAUUAGAUCAAUGACUAUGAACGCCACAACUACUUCUAUUUUAAUAAGUAAUCUUACAGCUGGAGGUUCAUACACUGCUAAAGUAGCGGCACUUACAAUUGCUGGACAAGGUCCAUAUUCCAACCCAGUACCUUUACUCACAUCUCCAAGAGCUCAAAGUCCUAGAACUCUAGGACCAAUAGUACCUUUAGUACGACAAACUUGGUUUGUAAUUUUACUAGCAGUAAUUGUAUUAUUAUUACUAGCAGGUAUAGGAGGAUUGUUAUACUUGAAAAGAAGACAAUCAUUAAGCAAACAGUUGGGACAUUUGAACGUACCAGUUGUUAAUGCUUCCCAGUUGAAUGCGAAGGAAAGUUUAUGGAUAGAUCGAGGAUGGAAAGCUACCGAUUGUGAUAAAGAUUCAUCAAUACCAUUAGCACAACCAGCUGAUUACGCUGAAGUUGAUACUAAAAAUUUAUCUACCUUCUACAAUUGUAAAAAGAAUUUAGAAAGUCCCACGCCUUAUGCUACUACUAUGAUAUUACCGCCGCCUAACUGGUCUGAGAUUAUUCCUCCUCCACCUGAUCAUCCCCCACCAGACUGUCCUCGUGAAAAUCCCCCAGUACCUCCACCGAGAAGCGGCGGUAGUACUUGUGGAAGUGCUGGGGGGUAUGGUUGUUAUUCAGUCCACGUCCCGACUCAAUGUGGGAAAAUGCAUGCCAGAGCGCGAUCUUGUACUAACUGCGACGCUCACUGUUCCCUAGCUAGUGGUAGCUCAGGUAAUAGAUCCGGAAGUAGAGGAUACUGUAAUAACGUCCCACACAAUUGCGAUACGAAAAUUUGGUUCAAUCAACACAAUUGGGAUAAUGAAGAUGCUGAUUGCGAAGAUAGGCAUUCUUGUACCAGUAGUCACGAUACCACGUGUUCUUGUAGUGAAUCUUCUUGUUUAUAUGCCGAAGCUGGACCUUCCAAUAACCCAAGACCAUUGCCUCAUAAUCCGCAAAUGAGUAAACGGGUGAAGUGAGGGUACGCCGACUUUAGCCUUUAUUUUUAGUUAUUCGAGCAUAUCGUUAUGUCAAAAUGACGCGUGUGUAAUUCAUAUCAUUAUCAAUGCUUCAUUUACUAGUCUUAGUUUUAGAAAUUGACAUGCUCAGAAGGUGUAUGGUCAUAAUAGUAAACAUUUUUUUAAUGAAUAGACACUCGCAUUUUCUCCAUCAAGUAUAAUUCGGGAAGAUCUAGUGAAAUAUUGUAAUAGAUGGAUGGAUUAUACUAUUGUAUGUUUUAAUACUAAUAUGAAAAUAAAAUCUGACUGUUUGAAAAAAAAAAACAAUUCCUUUCCUGACUAUAUGCUUCAACGAAUAUUGAAUCACAUCUUUCUCGAAAAACGUCACGCCGAUCAGUUUAGAUUUGGACGAGUUUCAUGUGGAGUCUUAAGGCCAAACAGGAAAGACACUUUGUUCUAUUAGUUUCAAAGCAUACGACCAUUUUGACUCUGGAUAUGAUAAAUUGUUGAUACAUACGUAUUUUCUGACUGUUUUCAUUACUUGCUUUCCAUCAAAAGUUCCAUACAACUAUUAAAAAUAUAUGGCUGGAGGUCUAACAACAUCAUUCAUCUUCAAGGUGCCUAACAGCUACAAAAAUGUGUGUAUCUCCUAAUAACACAUAAUUCAAAUAUUGUAAUAUGGUACUAUUAUUUACAUUAUCCUCCAUGUACCCAUAACAUGAAGCUGAUUAUGUAACUACGGAUUUUUCAAACCUUCUAGGCUCUCAGAAUAAGUUCAACUUCAAUUUCUUAAUAAAAAUUUACUGUUUGUUAAAAUGAGUUCAAUGCUUUCAACUUACUAGUUGAUCAUUAAAAGAUAUCAAAUGUUAUUAUUUCCUGAACAAAUCAUUGACCAAGAAUAUCAGUUUUGGUCUCAAACGUCGAGGAAUUCGUCUACAAAAUAACACAAUUUAUAAAUACUGUAUUGAAGAAAUAUUAUCAUCAAUACUUUUCUCACAAUUCAUAUGAAUAAUUGAAAUCUACUAGGAGCCAUUUAUAAACAAUGUCAAAGUUGGCAUUCAUCAUCUUGUUUACCAAUAUUAAUUCCGUUGACGUAAUCUUCAUCCAUAUAUGCGCUUUACAUUCUCUAAUUCACCUUUCAUACACUAGUACAUAGUAGCUACGAUAUGACCUAUUUUAUGUAUGUCCCUUAUAUUUUUAAGAUGAUCCACAUGGAUGGUACAGAUUGAAAUAUUUGAUUUUUUACUCGUCACUUUCUGAACAUACGUUAUAUGAACCUUAAGACACGUUCUAGAGCUGUGUACAAUGCUCUUGGGUGUGAAAUAUUAUUUCCCAUAGAGUUAACUAGUUUUAUAGAUUUUCUUCUACAAUUUUCAUCUGUUUUAUAAUGUAUUUCAGUUAAUAAUGUUUAAUUAUUUUCAUUUUUUCACAAAAAUAUAUAGGAGGGUGAUGUUUUUCCAGUGUAAAUCUACCAAAUUCUGUUUUUAGGCCAAACCGAAUAUAAAAACUCGACACAAGUAUUGGAAAUAGUGAUUAAUAUAUUUCAUUGUCGCCCUUUUAAAUAAAAUUCAAGUUAAACACUUAUCAUUAUACUUAACUCAUCACUCAACACGUCGUGUGACUAACUAACACUUUUUUUGACAAAAAUCGAUUCUAUUCAUCAAUUUAAUCAUUACAACGCUCAUUUAACUUCUCGAUACCGUGCUUGUAGAAGGAUAUGUCUUUUGCUUAAAUAUAUACUUUUUCAUUUGCGCUAAAUUUCUUACCAGUGAGCAUUUGUUUGAUAUCAGCGAAUAGCCAGUAGUCACUGGGGGCCAGAUAUGUGGUGGAUUUGGAAGCAACUCGAAGAGUAACUCGUUCAAUUCAACCAUCGUCGCUAUUGACUUGUUUUGGUGAAACAUUGGUUUUUUUCUUCAACAUAUGAGGCCUUUUGUCCUUGAUUUUUGUAUUCAAACUAUUCAACAACUCUAAGUAGUAUUCGCUCUCUCUUUUGGAGAUAAUCGAUGCACUAUAUUUCAUGCGCAUCCCAAAAUACUGAAGCUAUAACCUUCUCAGCUGACUGUUCACCAGCUGCAGUCCAAUCAGAUAAUGAUCUAUAUCUUUACGGCCUCGGGUAUCUCACACAAUUCAAUUUAUGAUUAUAUAUAACCAAUUUAUAGACUUUUUUCAUGUUUUCUUGAGUAACCACCCCAAUUGGACGACCAGAACGUUCAUCAUAAUCGGUGUCUAUACGACCACGUUUAAAUUUUCAUUUGAAGUCUCUUGAGAGUUGGUUCUUCAUAAACGUCAUAUGGAUAUGACAGUGGCAGCGCCAUCUGUGUGUCAGUCACACGACUUAUUGAGUAAUGUAAUAUUUAGCUCACCUAUACAAUCAAUACAAUACGUAAGAAAAAUUUAUGUACAAAACUAUGUGAAAAAAACUGUAACAUCUAUUUUUGUGCUUACUGUAUGAACAUAAAAAUCUAAAAUUUGUUUUUAAAACUACAUAUAAAAAUGCAUUUGUUCAUUGACUAAUAAUUUUAUAUAUUUGAACUUUCAGAAAUAUGUUCACAUUUCACCUAAUAUUUAAGUAGUAAAUAGAAUAAGUCUUCCUACUUCUCUUUUUGAUUGGCAUACCGCAUGGAGAAAAA
Molecule: messenger RNA, 6168 nt
Organism: Diorhabda carinulata
Lineage: Eukaryota; Metazoa; Arthropoda; Insecta; Coleoptera; Chrysomelidae
Product: roundabout homolog 2-like
Exons: 7
Coding region: 236-3559 (1107 amino acids)
Biological process (GO): cell-cell adhesion; axon guidance
Cellular component (GO): plasma membrane; axon
Molecular function (GO): protein binding
Source: RefSeq, a predicted model, not a curated record